Messenger RNA from Annulohypoxylon truncatum, 1210 nucleotides. RefSeq lists its product as uncharacterized. Lineage: Eukaryota; Fungi; Ascomycota; Sordariomycetes; Xylariales; Hypoxylaceae. The coding region runs from base 187 to 963 and encodes 258 amino acids. The record is from RefSeq and is a predicted model, not a curated record. The transcript has a single exon.
CAUCCAAUAACAUUGUUCAUGGCUAUGAUCAAUCAUAUAAACUCACCAUAUCCAGCAUCCUAGCCCCCUACCAUCAUCGCCCAUCUACGUGACUAACUUGAGUGACGUAGAAACCCAUAUCUGUAGUUCUUUCUCGGCUAAACCGUUAGUGACAACCUACCUCUGUAAUCGUAGCCCUGAAUCACCAUGUCACAACAACCAACCACGAACCAACCCCCUAAUAUCUGCGCCCUUACACCUAUCAACCACCUCUUCCCAGACUUCCCCAACUUCCCACCCCUCCGAGCCCGUCAACGUCCAACUCAAAUCCAGACCCAAACCCAGACCCAAAUCCAACAUCCACCCUCCCGGACUUACCGUCUCCCUUCUUUCUCUUCUACCUCCUCAUCUUCCUCCUCUUCCUCCCCUUCUACCUCCUUUCCUGCCCGCAUCCUUCCACUCCCACCCCCACUCCCCAUCCAAGCCCGUCCCAGAACAACCUACCAGCCCCAACCCCAACUCUUCCCACAGCAGCAGCAGCAGCAGCAACCCUCCAACCCGCAAAACUUCACGCUCGCGCCCUCGCACGAGAACCAGUACAUAAAGCUGCGACCCAUAACAACAACAACAACAACAACAACAGCGGGCGCGAAGCCCGCGCGCCGCCGCGCCGUCAAGACGUGUCAGGGAAUAGCGUCGUCAGCUCCGGAAUCGACGGUGUCGCAGUCACCAGGGGCGGGCCGCAAACCAGGAAAAGGAGAUGGGAACGGGAACGGGACGGGGGCUGUAGCAGCGCAACAGAACAACACAAGAGCCGGCCUCGUGCUCCUGGAGCCGAAAGUUCGUACCUCGGCCGAGACGGCGCUGGGUUUCGCGUCGGCGACGUGGGAUAGGCGCGAGGGCUGGUUGUGCCGUACUGGUGCGCCUGGUGGCGGGAGAGGGGAAGGGGAGGGAGUAAUUAAGGAAGAGUCUGCUGAUCGUUAAGGGGAGCUUGGAUAUGCCAUCUUUUCUAUCCUUGGAUGAAGUCUAGGUAGGUAGGUCAGUAGGUAUAUAUGAAAUAUCUAUAAUGAAACACUUGUCAGCACAUUGUAUUUAUCUGAGUUGGUUGUGACAUCUUGGGUGGGUCGAUUGACUUAGAGGUCUGGAGGUGAGCGGUGCGUGUAAGUCCGUAAAGAUACCCGGGUUUAGAGGAAUUCGUGAAAUCCUGUUUCGGUAGUCGAUUUACUGCCAA